Molecule: messenger RNA, 926 nt
Organism: Nymphaea colorata (pocket water lily)
Lineage: Eukaryota; Viridiplantae; Streptophyta; Magnoliopsida; Nymphaeales; Nymphaeaceae
Exons: 4
Coding region: 103-624 (173 amino acids)
Biological process (GO): endoplasmic reticulum to Golgi vesicle-mediated transport; regulation of GTPase activity
Cellular component (GO): cis-Golgi network; trans-Golgi network; TRAPP complex
Source: RefSeq, a predicted model, not a curated record
GCAUUUGUGCUGUCAGGACUUCCUGAGAGUAGAGAGAGAUCUAGGGUUCUCUGCUGGAAGGAAGGGGUAGACUCGGGGAGAGAGGAGAACGAAGACCUGGAGAUGGGGAGGGAGGUGGCGGAGAGCUGCGUCGAGGGCAUCAUGAUAGAAAUGGUCUCCGCCUAUUGCUCCCGUUUCUACGCCAACAAGCCUGAACUCGCUGCCCGGCGGCUCGAGUCCAUCGGAUUCCAGGUCGGCGUCCAACUCUCUGAGAGGUAUACAAUGGACCGACCCCGAUUUACUGACCAUUUAGAAGCAAUCAAGUUCAUUUGCAAAGAUUUCUGGAAUGAACUUUUCAAGAAGCAAAUUGAUAACCUGAAGACCAACCAUAAGGGUACUUUUGUGCUUCAAGAUAACCGUUUCCGCUGGCUUACACGUGUGUCAAUUCAUCCAUCUCCAAUUACGCAAGCAGAUUCUGCUGCACCUUUGGUGGAUAGCAGAGCUGCUCUAACGGCAAACAUGCAUCUUUAUUUCCCCUGUGGAAUCAUUCGUGGUGCCCUCACAAAUUUAGGAGUGCCAUGCGCAGUCUCUGCAGAUAUUUCCAAUCUUCCAGCUUGUUCUUUUGUUGUUCGGAUCAAGGUGUGAGAGAUUUGUUCGAGUGUGUUUUGACACAGAAAAGCAGACGCGUUUGCCGAGAAACAAGGAGAAAAUAGUCGACCUAGAUUGCUUUAGUGCUGUUGAGGACAGGAUGAAGCGUAAGCUGCGAGUUCUAGUGGUACGUGUCCACCAUGGGAAUUCAGCUCUGGCACUUCUUUCAUAUGUAAAUGCCUAUAAGAAGUUUGUUCCAUUUCCCAUUGUCAUCAUCCAUCCCAUGGAUGGCUUGCGUCGAGAUACCCACAAUGUUGCUUGUUCUCCGUUUUUUAAUGAAAAUAAUUUGCUUGCACUUA